AUGGCGAACGAAAUCGGAUUCUUCGAACUCAACACCGGAGCGAAGAUCCCGUCUGUAGGUCUCGGGACAUGGCAGGCUGAUCCUGGCGUCGUCGGAGACGCCGUCGCCGCCGCUGUGAAGAUUGGCUAUCAGCAUAUUGAUUGUGCUUCGAGAUACGGCAAUGAAGCUGAGAUUGGGACUGUUCUGAAGAAGUUGUUUGAAGAUGGCGUAGUGAAGCGUGAGAAGCUAUUCAUCACAUCAAAACUCUGGUUGACUGAUCUUGACCCUCCGGAUGUGGAGGAGGCAUUGAACAAAACCCUCAAGGAUCUGCAGCUUGAUUACGUCGAUCUCUAUCUCAUGCACUGGCCAGUUCGGUUGAAGAAAGGCACUGUUGACUUCAAGCCAGAGAACAUAAUGCCUAUCGAUAUUCCAAGCACAUGGAAAGCAAUGGAAGCACUGUAUGAUUCAGGCAAGGCACGAGCCAUUGGCGUAAGCAACUUCUCUACGAAGAAACUCUCGGAUCUCGUGGAGGUUGCUCGCGUUCCUCCAGCUGUGAACCAGGUUGAGUGUCAUCCUUCAUGGCAACAACAUAAGCUGCAUGAGUUCUGCAAGUCCAAAGGAAUCCACUUAUCAGGAUAUUCGCCGUUGGGCUCUCCAGGAACGACAUGGGUGAAGGCCGAUGUACUAAAGAGUCCGGUUCUGAAUAAGGUUGCUAAGGAACUCGGGAAGUCUCCAGCACAAACCGCUCUUCGUUGGGGUCUUCAGAUGGGUCAUAGUGUGCUUCCCAAAAGCACAAAUGAAGUGAGGAUCAGAGAGAAUUUCGAGGUAUUAGAAUGGUCAAUCCCAGAGGAAAUGUUUGGAAAGUUUUCUGAGAUAGAACAGGCUAGGUUAGUCCAAGGUACAUCAUUUGUUCAUGAGACGUUGAGUCCUUAUAAGACUCUUGAAGAGCUUUGGGAUGGUGAGAUAUGA
Molecule: messenger RNA, 948 nt
Organism: Microthlaspi erraticum
Lineage: Eukaryota; Viridiplantae; Streptophyta; Magnoliopsida; Brassicales; Brassicaceae
Source: the annotation of a GenBank genome assembly